AUGGCUAUGGCAGAAAAGUUUCCCAAAGAAUAGGAAUUAUAUAGAGUAAUCUCAUAAUGCGCGUACAGAAAUCAUUCUUAGGUUGCUACUGAUGCUGCUAAUAUUUUAUACAAUUACCCAAAAUUAUUCAAUCCCCUAAUCACAUAGACAAGUGAAAACGGCGUAAUCAAACAAUUAUUGGAACUUAAAGGAGAGUUGCCCAUUAAAUAUAAAGGAUCAACUUACUCUAUUAUUACAUCCAUCUAAUUUCCUUUUAUCUAUUCAGAUGCUCCAGCUGUAAUCAGAAUUUAUAAUCCUGACAUAUCCAAAUUUUCUGUCAAUCAAUAUUUCAUCUAAGGUGCUUCCUAAGAUCAAUCUGUUGUAAAUAUCCACAACACCGAAUUACAAAGUUGGUAUCAACAUAGGUCAAUUGCAAGAGUGAUGGUCGCUUUAGUUAGAGAAUUAGAAGGCCAUUUCCCUUUCUUCAACCGAGCAUAAUAAAAUUCAAUGUAAUUAUACAUGCAAUCUAUUAGGGCUGUUCAAUAACCGCCAAAUGCUUAAGCCCCAUAUUAAUACUAAAAUCAGCCGCAAUAAUACUACUAAAAUUAAACCCAAGGCUACAAUUAUUAAUAUUAAAACAACCCUCCUAAUUAUUAUAAUAAUCAAACACAACCUUAUAACCCAUAUGCUACUCAAUAACAAUAACCGUAUGCUCCUCAAUAAUAAUAGCCGUAGGCUCCAGGAUAUUAUUAAUAGAGUAACAUAUAAACUCAAGUUGAAUACAAACUAAAGGAGAAAUGUAAUUAAAUAUUAAGCGAUGAUUUAAAUUAAAUUUAAAAUGAUUUCAAAAUUUUGCAUUAACAUCAUGAUAGAUUAAUCGAUGAAGUCACAAAAUAGGAAACCAAAAAAAUGUACUUAUAAAAUCUAGAAAAUUAAAUCGAAUAAUCUAUAUAGUAAUUAGAAAACGAAAAUAAAAAAUUGAGUGAGUUUGUUGAUAAAAAUGACGUAUUAGAGUUAAACGAAGAAACUCUCUUUUAGAAUAUUAGAGAAAAUGAUCAAUUCUCAACCUCAAUCUUAGAAUUGUAUUCAGAUAUUCAAGCAUGCAGAGAAACAUUGCAUUUCAUAGUAACCAAAUUUAAGAAUUUCAAUCUACCAUUUGAAACAGUUAUUAAAAUGACUCGUAAAUAUUCAGAAGAGUAAUUCAAUAAUAUUUUAUUAUUAAAGAAGUAUACAUCACCAACAAAAAAAUUAUGA
This is a messenger RNA of Paramecium tetraurelia, 1233 nucleotides long. RefSeq lists its product as uncharacterized. NCBI's taxonomy places the organism in Eukaryota, Ciliophora, Oligohymenophorea, Peniculida, Parameciidae. The record is from RefSeq and is a predicted model, not a curated record. Gene Ontology annotation, molecular function: ubiquitin binding. The transcript is spliced from 8 exons. Gene Ontology annotation, cellular component: ESCRT I complex. Gene Ontology annotation, biological process: endosome to lysosome transport; protein transport; protein modification process.